AUGCCCAGUACCAUGUUUCUCACCAUCGCUGUUCUCCCAGCGAGUGAGGGCGAUGGUCCUAUCGAGAUGCACGCGAGUGACGACGAGUUCGGCGGCAAUGUCUUGAGGGAGGAUGGUGCGGGGUCGGGUUCUGCGCAACCCGACCUGUUCGUGACAGCAAAGGAAAUGUUGUGGCUACUUCCUGGGAUAAACGGUAUUGUUAGGAAUGCUUUGGAUCGGAUGAAAAAGGCUUUCGCAUAUAAUUCGGUUUUUUUCCUCAAGGUUAUUCUCGACCUUCAGGCAACCUAUUACUCGCUAAGCCAGCCACUCCCGGCCGACGUUUUUCUCGAGAUCGAUUUGGUGUUGAAGAUAGCGGAGGUUUUGGCCGGGAGAAUGGUGAGGAAGGACAAAGAUGGCAUUUCACCUUCGAGGGAACUACAACUCAGAACCCUGGUUUCGGCCUUGUCACUAUUGUCUCAGCUGAGCAUCGGAAAACUCGACAACGGUGCCUACGCAAAGCUAUUAAAAGAUAUUUCCGAGAGGGACUACGACAACCUGGCAAAGUACACGGAGGAUUUCGGGGAGAGGGUUAGCAAUGGGGAUGUUGAGUUUCUCGUUCGUUAUGCAUGCGAUCUCAUCCGAUGCAUGCCUAGCGAGCUUCCGAAAUUUACGGAGAUGAAUUCUCAGGCUAUUCAUUUCCUUUUCGCAGCUGGUUACAUUAACCAACUUGAAGGUGCGACAACACCAACAGCGCUCGAUAAGAUAUGGGCCAGAAUCACGGCCCCACCUUCGGGAUGGCACAAAGACAUGCGCCAUCUCUACGAGGGGACCGCGGGGGCGAUAUCUCUCCAUCACCAGGCUCAAUAUAGCAACAUUGGGCGUGCCUCGCAGUAUGCUAGCAGUUUGGCGGUUGAAAUUGCUAAAUCUAUUGUUGAUAAAAUAGAGCUUGGCCUGAGGGCAUUCGCUCCAUCAGAGGGAUCUGAUAGCGAUGGCGAGGAGGGCGUCACGCGGGGUGAAAUAGAAGAUCCCCCGAGUCUUGAAACCAGGCUACUGGUGUCUGGGCUCCUUGACCUGACGGGUCAGCUGGUUAUGGCGUUCCCGGAAUGCGAUGAGAUUGUGGAAGAUGCUAAAUCGUUGGCGCUGAAACUUGUUCUAACCUCGGAUAAGAAGGAGUUUCGAAACAAAGCUUUUGAAAUUAUUAUUUCAACCACCGCUGGCUGUAGUGAGGAGGAGUAUUAUAACAUAAUGCGAAGCUUAGAUCUUGAUAUUGAGAGUAUAUCACAAGCCGGGAUCCUACCUCCUACAGAUGAAGACGAAUCAUUAAGGAUAGAAGAGCUAAAAAGGGAGAAACGGGAUGCCAUGGAUCGUUGCGAGAAGAGGUCGUUUCUUUAUAAAGGUGCUGUGGAAUCCAUGCAACGGCGACUCCAAGGGAUACGGGCUGCACGAUCGCCAAGCCGGGUAUCACAAACUAUCAAUGAAGCUCUACAUCUAGCACCAUGGGGUGAAGGGAUUAGAUCUACCACUUCAACGAGCAUACCCAGUAGCCGGCGCAGUCAAGUGCCAACUCUAUCCAGUCAGUCACCAACCUGCGACACAAACGUCAGCAGAACAUCAACCCCUACUUGUGAAUCAGUACUCGGUCCUAUUGGGAUGUUACCCAGCCCCACCGAUUCAACAGCAUGCAAGUCUUUCACAGAAAGCACUUGCCACACCUUGCUUAGCCCGGUACCCCAAUGUGACUCGCCAAUAGAAUCCCCUGUCCUUCCCUCUUUGAUCCCGCCAAAUAUGACACCUAAUGCCGCCUACCCUGCACCUACCACACCUCAUGAAGCUAUUACGCCAAACCUGGACACCACCUUGCGCUUCAAUGGGCUUGACCAAUUAUUUGCCGAUACUAUGUUUGAGGAACCUGAACUUUAUGACGAAGACAUCCCUUCCUCCAGGGCUAAUGUGGGGAAAUUGGACUUUGAGCUCCCCAUCCAGUCCCUUGACAUCGAAGACGAUCGCUCGACCUUACCACUACAAGCGCCAGAGGAAGACGAAGGAAAAGUAUUAGAGACCUCAGAUUCCAAAAAAUCCAAACCCAUGAACUCUCGACGGAUAUCUAUUUACAGCCAGGCCAUAGUUGAGCCACCGCUCCAAUCGCCCACCUCCAUUUACCCGGAGCCUUCCUUAUCGCGAACGCCAUCAGGUCAGACACAAACAAAUUCGCUAAAGCGCCAGUCCCGCGCAAGCAAACUUUUCUCACGAGGGCAUGGGUUGUUCAUUAGUCGCGAUUCCAGACGUUUCCACAGUCUGCAACUGAACAAGCCUCUUCCACUUAUCGAUAGGGAGACCAUUCUUGCCGAGGAGGCACCCGAGCCUGUACUUCCCGGCCAACCAGCGCAGCCUAUCAGGUCGCAGUCAGCGUUGGAGAUGCGGGGUGAAGAGAUGGAUCGGUUUAGGAUGGAGGGCGCCUCAUCGUCGAACCGAUACCCCUUUAAAUAUGGACUUCCAGCAUUACACCCAAUACACUGUGGUGUCGAGCCUGUUCCUGCAGCGGCAAACUGGUCAAUAGAUUAUGAGAGCCAACCAGUUGAAAGCGUUUUCAAGGUGCAAUGCAAGGACUCGUGCUUCAGCGCUUUUAUAUCGUCGGAUGCUAAAUAUGCUGUCUACUUGUCGCCUCACUCUUUUCAGGUCUUUUCAACGCCUUCACCCGAAGAGAACUUCUUAACAAAGCCGAAAUCCCACUACAGAUUGGGCUCGGCGGAGGGUCUGCGGAAAGCGAAGGUACCGUGGGCAUACAAGGCGGGGGCUGCUUCAGACAAGUACGUUGUGACGAUCACCAAGGAGAAGGUCCAGGUCCACGAGAUCGAAGACUGUAAAGUUAUCUUCACAAAUGAACCCACAGCCGGCUGGGAGAAUACUUGCGUAGCUAUCGGGGGCGACAAGAUAGUCGUCGGAAUGUCCAAGAAGAUACGCGAUGAAACCCAAGGUCUAAUCCGAAUCUACAAGAUGAACGCACCAACCUACCAGGGCCCCCGAUUUGAACUAAUAAAAGACCUCCACCUCCCGCUGAACGUCCGCGCAAUUUCGGACGCUCCGCACAUAAUCACCGUAUCCCAAGACGGCAACCAUCUAACAUGCGCGACACUGGAAUGCGGCUACUUUUUCUCCUGGGACAUUUCUCGUGUGCGAGUAAGGGAGCCGCACCUAAUUGCCAGGGGUGCACUAAAAGUUACCGAAGGUCCCGGUGCCGAAGCCAUCUCCAAUGCAGUUCUCUUCCCUAAUAAACGCCACAUUUUCUGCAGCACAUUCCCAGCAAGCACCGUAGAAGCAGAAUGGGGUGGCUCCUUUACCGAACCCACAAGCAUCUCCUCCUCGACUCCCUCCCACAGUCCAAUCCGCCAAGUCGGUCUUCGAGUAACACACUCCGCCAUCGCACCCCUCGGCAACGCAGCAGCGUUCCUGACCAAGUCCGGCCUCAUCUGGAUUACCCCCGUUGCGCAUGUCGAGGGCGAUAAUAACCUGACUACCUUUGCCGCGCUGCAUAGUAAAGAGCGCAUGCAAGGGCAACAGACACCCAAGAGUGCGGGGAGGAUUGCGUUCACGCCGGAGGGUGACAGACUUGUUGCUGUGGACAGAAAGGGGAAGAUGCUUACAUUGAGUUUUAAACGGAAUUGCACGCCCGUUCUUCCCACGAAGUUGGAAGUCGGGGGGUUCUAUUAG
Tuber melanosporum (Perigord truffle) is the source of this 3687-nucleotide messenger RNA. RefSeq lists its product as uncharacterized. Gene Ontology annotation, molecular function: protein binding. The transcript has 5 exons. The record is from RefSeq and is a predicted model, not a curated record. The coding region runs from base 1 to 3687 and encodes 1228 amino acids. NCBI's taxonomy places the organism in Eukaryota, Fungi, Ascomycota, Pezizomycetes, Pezizales, Tuberaceae.